UUUUCACCUGGUCUGGGUCCCUGCAUCAAAGUUUCCUUUCAUAUACAAGCUUUUAUUUUGAAGAAGAAAGGAAACAAUGUUUUGAAAAGCGGAAGUUGUAAUGUUUACGUUUGAGCUAACUGCUAGCAUGGUAAAAGACAUGCGAUAGAUGUUUCACCGGUCAGGUGUUGCAGGUUUUUUAACCACCCACCAACGAAGACGGUACUCCAGAAACAGACAAAUGCCUAAAAAGGAGAAGGUGGUGAAGGGACAGUCGGCGGCAGCUGGAGGCGGAGCAGCUGGGACACAAAGUUCUGGUCCGGUGGCUCGAGACAAAAACGGGGCUGUAACCAUAGCGGUGCGCGCGAAGCCCGGCUCCAAGCACAGCAGCAUCACAGAUGUUUCUGUAGAGGCGGUGGGUGUUUCCAUCGCAGCUCCGCCUACGGACGGAGAAGCCAACGCUGAGCUCAUCCGCUACCUGGCAGAUGUUCUGGACCUGAAGAAGACUCACAUAUCUCUUGACAAGGGUUCCAGAUCCAAAGACAAACUUAUCAGAGUGGAAUCCUCCCUCAGUCCGGAGGAGGUCCUGAGUCGGCUCCGCCAGGCUGCAGAUUGAGUAGGGAGGACGAGGAGGAACCACGCUGCAGGACACCAGAGGAUGACGAGGGUUCAAGUCCCUUUCCUGAUCCAGGCAUCUGUGACUCUUUCCCUGAAUCCUCUCCUCAUGUGUUAAAAUUUCCCGGUUCGAGCAGAGAUGGUGAGGACGAGACAUGAGGAAAGACACCAUCCGUCUCUGUCAGAUCUGCUUUAAGUUCAGUGUACAGUCAGAGAUAAUGUGUCACACAGUUUUUAAGAAGAGUUUUACAAAGGAUCCACCUGAGCAGCCUCCUCGGUGGCGUCCUUCAGCAUGUUGAGGAGAGAGGUGAUCUUCUUUUAGAAAAUGAGCUGUAACAUGAAGAUAUGAAAUGUCUGAUGAAGAGUGGACUGCACUGGCAGCAUGCUUACAUGCUGCUUGGAAGGACUUCAGGAUUAAAGAAUAAACUAGAA
Messenger RNA from Melanotaenia boesemani (Boeseman's rainbowfish), 1026 nucleotides. RefSeq names its product chromosome 10 C15orf40 homolog (gene c10h15orf40). Gene Ontology annotation, cellular component: cytoplasm. NCBI's taxonomy places the organism in Eukaryota, Metazoa, Chordata, Actinopteri, Atheriniformes, Melanotaeniidae. Bases 149 to 595 code for a protein of 148 amino acids. The record is from RefSeq and is a predicted model, not a curated record. The transcript has 4 exons.